AUGCUUAACUUUUAAACCAACAAACCUAAAAACUUGCCUCCUCUCCCUUAGUAAUAGCCAAAUUAAGAAAAAAACAAUAUAUUUGAAAGGAAACCAUUAGGACCAAGCAAUCAAAUUUAAAAAGAUCAAGGACCUCCAUCAAAUUUACCUAAAAAAAAUAUAGAACUUGAAAAUGUAAAUAAUGAAAAUGUUCCACCAGCUUAAGGAGGUUAAAUAUAAGCUAAAGAAAAGGCAGUAAAAAGAGAGAAAAAGCAGGGUAUAAAAAAGAAUAUAACUGAUAAUAAAAUAGUGCUUCCAUAAGAUAUAUCGUAAGAGGAUAGAGUAGGAGAGGAUUUUAACGCAGAUCACAAAGAUGAUAAUUUAGGUUUCUUGUUAAAAGAGAAACCUAUUAAAGGAGCCUCUUAUAAAGAAGACUUGAAAACAGGAAAAUUUAUAUAUAUAUCAAAUAAAUAUAUGGAGUAGAUCUUGGAUGAAUCUAAAGAAGAAGCGAAAGCUCAUGAAGGGGUGGAGGAUGAAGAUAAUAAGUGGUAUAAGUUGAUAGAUGAUUUUAACUCUAUGAUUUAUAGGUUUAUAUUCUUACUACAAGGCCUUCUUUCAGGGCUGCUUAUCAUGAUUUCAAUUACUAGCUUUAAUCCUCAAUGGACAUCUGAUUCAUACAGAUACAGAUUAAAUUAAAUUAUUUGGAUUAUAGCUCUUAUAUGCUUCUUUGGAUAAAUUUACAUAUAUAUGGUCAGCAAUUAGAGAUGCGAAUAUAGCUUUACAAAUGGAUCUCCCAAUCUUUAAGAGCAUAAAAAUUUUAAAAUGAGGGCAUUGGUUAAUUUGAUAAUAUAUGGUGUUAUUUACUACUGCGUUAUGAUUGCACAUUACUACGUUUCUAUGUUAACUUACACACCAACAAUUUCAGAUACAGUUAAUGCUUAUGAUAGUGCUAAGCAAGGUUAUUCUUACUUAGUUACAAUAUCAGCUGUUUUUGGGUUUUUUGGAUGGGCAAUUGUUGGAAAUCAGACUAAAUCCAAUUAUGUUGAAAUGGAAUAUGAUGAUGAUGAUUUAACAAAGGCUGGAGAUGAUAGUGAUGAAGAAAUAUGA
Messenger RNA from Tetrahymena thermophila SB210, 1086 nucleotides. Its product is annotated as transmembrane protein, putative. The record is from RefSeq and is a predicted model, not a curated record. The transcript is spliced from 7 exons. Lineage: Eukaryota; Ciliophora; Oligohymenophorea; Hymenostomatida; Tetrahymenidae.